Messenger RNA from Guyanagaster necrorhizus, 545 nucleotides. RefSeq lists its product as uncharacterized. Bases 225 to 545 code for a protein of 106 amino acids. NCBI's taxonomy places the organism in Eukaryota, Fungi, Basidiomycota, Agaricomycetes, Agaricales, Physalacriaceae. The record is from RefSeq and is a predicted model, not a curated record. The transcript has 3 exons.
CCAGACUUUACCACUAAACAGCACGCGGCGACAGAUCCUCUCGAACCUGAGACCAUACAGAACUGGGUCGAUAUCUUCGCAUUAAACGCCAUCGCCCCAUUUUUUGUCGCCCGCGCCUUCCAAUCCCUCCUCAUCAAAGGAGCAUAUUUCCGCCCCCGAGGCACCUCAAGCGUCAUCAACAUCAGCAGCAUCGCAGAAAGAAUCAACACACCGGGGCCCUGAGCAUGGCUUAUGGUGUGACGAAAGCAGCCUUGGACAAGCCCACCCUCGUUCUUGGGACGAGUUUUGCUGUGAGAGGUAUCCCGGUUCGGGUGAACGUGCUGCAGCUUGGCUCGUUUGCAUCGCAGCUGAUAGGUCCUGAAAUUUUGGAGAUUAUCAAGACGAAGCCUGCACCUGGUGCUGUAGCGCCGAUGCAUGGGUCUGAUGCAGAGAUUGGGACGACAGCGGUCUACCUAGCGGUAUCGGACUACACCAAUGGGGCGGUUAUGUGUGUUGAUGGCGGAACAUCGCCCGUAAAUCCUCGAAUGUUUUGUUAUUUGACGUAG